AUGGCAUUCAUUUUUAAAGCUGUCUUAAAUGGCAAAUCCUAUCCACAAGGUGUGGGGAAGACCAAGCAGGAUGCCAAACUAAAUGCAGCUCAGAAUGCCAUAAAAUGUUUGUACGAGGAUGACAAUCAGGACAAAAGUGAACAUGCAAAAGAAGCUUCUGCAUCAGUGUCUUGUGCAAAUGUCAACUUCAUUGGUUGGCUCAAUCAAUAUAGUCAGAAAAAAGGGGUGACCCCAAAGCCUGUGGAGAGCUUUAGACCUGGAAAACGCGGUGCAGCAUAUUGGUGUAAGUUUGUGGUUGGUGACAAGGAGUACCCAGAGGUCUCAGGAAAAAACAAGAGGGAGGCCAAAGCAGCCAAACUGGUUUAUGACAUACUAUGUAGCAGUAACACCGAAGAGACUGCAGAUGUAUCAAGUCAACAAAAUAUGAAUUUAAGUAAAACUGCUGCAGACAUGUGCACUGACACAAACACCUGGGGUUUUAGCACUGAAGACAGUAGCCGCACGGAGACUAAUUUCAUUGGAAUCAUAAACCACUACUGUCAGAAGAAGCAGUUGAGUUUUACGUACAUUGAAGUGAAAAGAGAAGGUCCUCCUCAUUGCCUCCAAUUUUUCUACAGUUUAAAAAUAGACAAUAAGGAAUACCCCAUUGGUGAGGGUGGGAAUUCGAAGGUGGCCAAACAAAAGGCGGCUCAACUGGCCUGGUCUGCUCUCCAGGAACAGUCAGACUGGGACAGCAAGGUGUCCAUCAGGUCAACAAUGUCUGAAGACAAUGUAACAUCUACAUCUUCAGAGCAAAGUUCAUCAGAGAACUUGAAUAAUCCAUUAGCAAACAACAUGGAAGAGAGAAAAAGUGAAUCCAUCAUAUUUGCUGAUUCAUCUAAUGUCCAGGCACCCCAGGCUGGAGAAAAUACACCAUCUCCCCUAGGGUCUGAAAUGUCGCCAAUGAGCCCGUCAACCAGUACUAGUGACUCUGCAAUGGAGACUGGGUCGUCUCAUCAUUCCAGCAAUAAGAAUGAUGCCAAAAAGGAAAGUCUGGACAAUGCAAGAACUACGCAGUCAAAAUUUACUUCAGAUUUUGACGACAUUGAAAGGCUGGGCAAAGGAGGUUUCGGCCAUGUUUACAAAGCAAGAGAAAAGCUGGUGGACAAGGACUUUGCUGUCAAGAUUGUCCGUGGUACAAAGAAGGCUCUGCGAGAGGUGACUGCCUUAUCAGACCUCCAACACACCAACAUUGUUAGAUACUACAAUUGUUGGAUGGAGGACUCAAAAUACGAAGAUUAUAGCUCCAGCUCCUCUGAGUCUAAAAGUAACUCAUGUCAAAAGUACCUCUACAUUAAGAUGGAAUUAUGCAACUCUGGAACACUUAGAGACUGGAUUAACAAAAAGAAUAAAGAUAGUCUGCAAGAUACUCAGAGAAGAACAGAAAGUCUUCCUGUUGCUCAACAAAUAGUGAAAGGAGUCGAGUACAUCCACUCCUGCCACCGCAUUCACAGGGACCUGAAGCCCCCCAAUAUCAUGUUUGGAAAGGAUGGAGUGGUGAAGAUUGGGGACUUUGGUUUGGUCACUACGGAGAUCGAGGAGGACGAUGAAAACCUGAUGAGUAGAACAAAAAAAACAGGAACCAGGACUUAUAUGCCCCCUGAACAAAUGACUAAUACAUACAACCAUAAAGUGGACAUGUUUGCUUUGGGGCUGAUCUUCUUUGAACUCCUUUGGAAAAUUUCUACUGGCCACGAAAGAGCAGAUAUAUGGAAGGAUGCAAGAAAAAGGACGUUUCCCAAAGAAUUCUCAAGGGCUUUUCCCCAAGAGUUCCUAAUAAUUAAAUCGCUGCUUUGUGAGAAGCCACAAGACCGACUUGAAGCAAGUCGAGUCAAGGAGGAGCUGGACAAGUGUGUAUUAGAUGUUCAAGGAAGCAAAGAACAUGAGAAUCGCACAGUCUGACUCAGGUCUUAAAGAGCAGAAUGAGCACUUGAAGGCCUUUUUAUUGUUUAAUGACUUUUUUUCCUUUUAACUGCUUGGAAGCACUUUUAUUCCGUUACAGUUUUACGUUGAGGAUGAUGCAAUGAAUGAAAAAGUAUUAAAAAAAUGUUUUUUAAAUCAC
Cololabis saira (Pacific saury) is the source of this 2101-nucleotide messenger RNA. RefSeq names its product interferon-induced, double-stranded RNA-activated protein kinase-like. Gene Ontology annotation, biological process: protein phosphorylation. The record is from RefSeq and is a predicted model, not a curated record. Gene Ontology annotation, molecular function: protein kinase activity; ATP binding. NCBI's taxonomy places the organism in Eukaryota, Metazoa, Chordata, Actinopteri, Beloniformes, Belonidae.